ACCGUUAUUUCUGAAUUUUCUCUCUCUCUCUCCCACCCCCACCCCACCCCCCCUCACCCUCUUUUACCUGCAUGCCCCUGUCGGUCAUCUGAACCCGGACCACGGGGUGACAGAAGAGGAGGGUAAAAAAAAAGUGCCUCGCCGUAUCUGUGGAAAUACAUUUCGUGCCGGGUUAUCGGUGGCGCGCUGUCAGUGCGUGCCUCUGCGAAUUCGGUUGACGGUGGAUUUUGCAAACAUGGAGACCGUGGAGAAGGAGUGCGGGGCGCUGGGGGGGCUGUUCCAGGCCAUUGUCAACGACAUGAAGUGCUCCUAUCCUGUGUGGGAGGACUUCAGCGCCAAAGCCACCAAACUUCACUCCCAGCUCAGAACCACUGUGUUGGCUGCUGUGGCUUUCCUGGAUGCCUUCCAGAAGGUGGCAGAUAUGGCAACCAACACCAGAGGGGCCACCAGAGACAUUGGUUCAGCGCUGACCAGGAUGUGCAUGAGGCAUCGCAGCAUUGAGGCCAAACUUCGCCAGUUCACCAAUGCUUUGAUGGAAAGCCUGAUCACUCCCCUCCAAGACAGGAUUGAGGACUGGAAGAAGACAGCCAAUCAGCUGGACAAGGACCAUGCCAAAGAGUACAAGAGGUCACGCCACGAGAUCAAGAAGAAGUCAUCUGACACCAUCAAGCUUCAGAAGAAGGCUCGCAAAGGGCGAGGGGACCUACAGCCUCAGCUGGACAGCGCCAUGCAGGAUGUCACCGACAUGUGCCUGCUGAUGGAGGAGACAGAGAAGCAGGCAGUUCGGCGUGCCCUGGUGGAGGAGAGAGGUCGCUUCUGCACCUUCAUCGGCUUCCUCCAGCCUGUGGUGAACGGAGAGAUCGCAAUGUUGGGAGAGAUCACUCACCUCCAGGCCAUUAUUGAUGACCUCACUGUGCUGACCACGGACCCUCACAAACUGCCCCCUGCUAGUGAACAGGUGAUUAAGGAUCUGAAAGGAUCAGACUACAGCUGGACUUAUCAAACACCUCCCUCUUCUCCAAGCAGCUCUGGCUCCCGCAAGAGCAGCAUGUGCAGCAGCGUGAACAGUGCUCACAGUAGCGCCUCCCGCUCCUCCUCCUCGGGCGGAGGUGGGGUUGGUGGUGGAGUGGGCUCCCAGCCCCACUCACCAACUUCCUCCUCCUCCUAUCGCCACCGCAGCAGCCUGGUCCACCAACCCCCACCACUAGGGGGCGUGGCGGCUCACCGCCUUAGCAGCGUCUCCUCCCAUGACUCUGGCUUCGUGUCGCAGGAUGCCAACGUGUAUUCCAAGCCCCCGUCACCUAUGCCCUGUGACAUCACCAGCCAGAAGUCAUCCAGCUCCGCAUCUUCUGAGGCGUCGGAGACAUGUCAGUCAGUGAGCGAGUGCAGUUCUCCCACCACUGAUUGGUCCAAGGCAGGUCAAUAUGAGCAGCCAGUUGCUGCUGCUGCAGUUCAAAGGAGGAAGGAGCCUCUGGAUAGGCUGAGGGAGAACGAGGCGUCGCCGGGCUCUCAUGGUUACACAGGUGCAGCCCACCCAGACGAUGGACAGAGGGCCAGGAUGACCGCCAUUGCUGCCAAGCACGGAGAGGAGGUUUCCCCUGCAGCGAGUGACCUGGCCAUGGUGUUGACCAGGGGGCUGAGUAUGGAGCAGCAGAAGAGCAGCAGAGACUCACUGCAGUACUCCAGUGGAUACAGCACGCAGACAACCACCCCGUCCUGCUCCGAAGACACCAUCCCUUCACAGGGUUCAGACUAUGAUUGCUACUCAGUUAACGGUGACACAGAAGGCCCAGAUGGACAGACAGAGUUUGACAAGUCUUCCACCAUUCCUCGCCACUCCAACAUUGCCCAGAACUAUCGACGCAUGAUCCAGACCAAGAGGCCAGCAAGCACAGCUGGUCUCCCCAGCGGGGUGCUGGGUCCUGGGGCCCACGUAGGAGUAGGACAGCCUGGGGCUGGUGGAGGUGGAACAGGGACCCCAGGCACUGCGACCAUUCGCCGAACCCCUUCCACUAAACCGGGUGUUCGACGCACUCUUUCCAACACAGGGCCCAUUCCCAUCCGCCCGCCCAUUGUGCCUGUGAAAACGCCCACCAUUCCGGGGGACUCCCACUCGCCCAGUGCAGGUGGUGGGUAUGCAGGUGGUGUGCCCGUGCGUGUGGGCAGCGAGGAGUGUGUGUUCUUCACGGGGGUCGAUGAUGCCCAGGGAGCACUUGAUUAUGUGAAGGCAUCUCCCAAGCGCCUCAGCCUGCCCAACACUGCCUGGGGUUCAGGGGCGGGUUUAGAGGUCUACACGCAGCACCACGGAGUUCAUGGAAAUGUCAUCAUGGGAGCGGGUUCAGGUGGUGGCUCAGAGGAGGAUCAGCUGAUUGCAGCCAAUCGUCACAGUCUGGUGGAAAAGAUUGGCGAACUGGUGGCCAGUGCUCACGCCGUAGGGGAGGGACAGUUCCCUUUUCCAGCCCUCCCAGAUGACCUGACCCUACCCGCGACCAGCUCAGCCGACACACAGACAGGGGCAGACGGUAUAGAAGGUUCUGGAGACAUGCUGACAACUAUCAGGAGAGGAGUCCGGCUUCGCAAGACCGUCUCCAAUGACCGCUCAGCACCACGCAUAUUGUGAUUUAAGGAGAAGCUGGGAGAGGAAGUAACAUGUCAGCCAAUAGAGUCAGGUGUUAUUGUGGUGCAACCAACCACCUAGUACGCACAGACUUACCAUGUAGAGAAAUCUAUAAUAUAACAGAAAAUGAAUGAAAACAAAAACAGAAAUAAAAAAUAACUUUAAAGACGUCAUUAGAGUAAACGCUAUAUCAUGAUAAUAAUGAUAACAAUAACAUUAAUAAUGGUAAUCCAUGCUGAUAAUUAAAGUAAAAUACUGAAUAUUGACAGGCUUAACUCUUAACUCUAGCGUGUGUUGGACGCAUGUUUGUCUUCUUAACACCCUCACCCAGGGACUGAGAGACUCACAAGAAAGACAGAUAGGGGGAAAAAAAAGAGACAAAAAAAAGGAGAGGGAUUCUGUUUGCCACUUCCCCCCCCUCCCUCAUGCCCAAUCUCCAACUAACCCCACCCCCGGGUCCAAGAUGAAGGACAGGUAACUGAGGGAGGGUCUGAACCAAGCAGGUGGAGAGUUUUGUUGUGCUGCUGUCUGGAGAUCAGCCUGCGGAGUCUCAGCAGCAACAUACGUUAGCCCACUGCACUAGAGGUUCGGCAUUAGCACGGGGAGCUAACAUUGCCUGGGAUGCUUUGUGUAUCUCUCCCUGGCACGUUUAGUAUGUAAGAAAGUCUUUAAAAAAACACAGCGUUGGCAUUGAACCGUGCUAGUGCUCCCUCCGGCUCUCUCUCUCUGUCCUGUUAUUGUGUAUGUGCAAGUGUGUGCGUGUGUGUGCGCAUGUUUGUGUGUGUGUGCACGUGUGUGAGGGGCGGGGAGAGCUCUCCUGCAGGACAGCUGGUUACCCAAUGAGGGCAGGGCUUUUCUCCUCUGUGUUGUAUGUUGUAUUUCCUGUUUUUAUUGUGGCGUCAUCACCUUGUUACCACUGUAUGAAAAAUGACAAGAAGUAAUCCAGGCGUAUAAAUAUAUAUAUACAUAUAUAUUCAUAUAUAUUUUCUAGAACCAGAGAGAAAAUGUUAAUAAGAAAUGGAGCAAUAAAUGUGUUUUAUUUUCCUGUUUCAAAGAGGAGGGUUGAUGGACGCUUGUAGUACUUUAGGUUUAGGUUCCCCUUUGUCUUUAUAACAUUCAGGCAAUCAUUUGAGAAUGCAAAAUGACAUAUGGACUGUGAAUUCAUGUCUGGCCUCUAUGGCUUCUUUUAGCUUUCUGCUCUCUC
Messenger RNA from Lampris incognitus (smalleye Pacific opah), 3821 nucleotides. It is a transcript of the gene mtss2b, whose product is annotated as MTSS I-BAR domain containing 2b. Gene Ontology annotation, biological process: cell projection assembly; plasma membrane organization. The record is from RefSeq and is a predicted model, not a curated record. Lineage: Eukaryota; Metazoa; Chordata; Actinopteri; Lampriformes; Lampridae. Gene Ontology annotation, molecular function: phospholipid binding; actin binding. Gene Ontology annotation, cellular component: actin cytoskeleton; cytoplasmic side of plasma membrane.